CCCAAUAUGGCGGCGAAUAUUGAAAGCGAAGAGGCAACUACUAUCAAUGAUGUAAUUUCUGCUGCAAAAACUAGAGAGAAAUACAAACCUAUUGAAGUGAAUAAACAAAUAGAACCAGAAACUGAUCUUGGAAAUCUCUUAAUUGCUGACAUCAAUUUGUUUGAGCGGAAAAACUUCAAGUGAGUAUACACGUGGUACUGAAGAAUAUAUGAAAAAAUGCUUAGCGUAGAAAAUAAUAUCGUUAUCUUUAUAUAAAAUAAUAUUUCCAGAAAGGAAAAAGAUGAAAUUCUUAAGAAAGUUGCAAGAGACAAUACACAGUUUCUUUUUAAUGCCAUUUGGAAGGUAAAUAUAAACAGUUGAAGGUUUACUUUAAGGAAGUGGAUAUUCGUCCGACAUUUCCAUAAUCAUUAAACUCGUUAAAUAUAAAACUGCGUAAAUUUAACUGAAAUUCAAGCGAUUCCUCCGUAGUGUUGUGGUUUAGGCACCCGUAUUGUGUGCGCCGAGUUCUGGGAUCGAUUCCUGCUCGUGCCACAAUUUUAUUAUUUUUUUUUUAUACUUUUUUUUUCUUCGUGAUUUUCGCGUACGAAACCGUCGAAAUGUAUAGCGUAUAUAAUAAUAUGUUGUUGCUUCGUUCUUAAGAAACAACGCAAGCAUUUAGUGGUUUAGUGUUAGCUUUUAAAGCGUUGUCGGAUUAAUAGCCGUGAAGCAAGAAGAUCCGGUGUCGGACGAAUAUCCACGGGGUUACUUUAAUAAAUCCAAAACACCCUUUCGAUAAUUACUUCAUUUGGCCUGGGAGCCUCACUGUCAUGAUUCAUGAGACAAUCACCUUGCGUAAUUUACUGAUGAGAGCGAGGCUCCAGGACCAAAAAGUAUGUGUGAUGUAAUUAUUGAAAGGGUGUUUUAAAUUACAUUGCACCCUGAAUGUGCCCUACUUUAUUAUGUUGCUAUGUCUUUGCUGCCACUUAAUGGGUUAAUGUGUCUAGUUAACCCAUUAAGUUGCAUUGUGUGUUCAACUGUUCGAGAUUCCAUUUCUUAAGUCUAUGUAUUUUCUACCAAAUACAAGAGUACAUUUAAUGAAAAGAAUCAAAAUUUCACCAUUCUGGUACAUGCAAAUUUACCAUCAUUGGCUACAUGGUAGUGCUUAGGGUAGUGCUUAGUGAAUUGGUGUGUAUAGGACUCCACAACUGAGUACACAAUGACCCUACUCUGUCCAAUACCAGACAACUCAUCAAGGAGGAGUGUUGGUGCUCCAUGGGUUAAACAUGGUUGCCUGGUCAGAUUAAAUCCUAGUGCUUAGUGAAUUGGUGUGUAUAGGACUCCACAACUGAGUACACAAUGACCCUACCCUGUCCAAAACCAGACAACUCAUCAAGGAGGAGUGUUGGUGCUCCAUGGAUUAAACAUGGUUGCCUGGCCAGAUCCUGACCAAUGCUAUUCCUAUUGACGUACACUAUACCUACACUUGACCCAGGCUGCAUUUGAUUCAGAUAAUGUUUUCAUUUUGUUUUGUUAUUUGGUUUUCAGCUACCAAUAGAAAAGUCUGAACAUGUUGUCCUAGUGAAGGUACUGCAUAUUUAAAUAUUGAACAGAAUAUUCUUUGUUAUUUGUGGUAACAUCUAAUAGAAUAAUUUCUGUUGUUUUUCUAGCUUCCAGAAGCCAGCACAGUGCUCCCUCGUGAAAAACCAGUAUGUUCCUUUGUGCAUUAAAAUCUAGAACUCGUAUGAUUAAGCUGUGACAGUGUCAUGACUAUCUAAAUCACUAAGCCUAUUAAAUAUUCUUUGACAAUAGAUUCCCAAACCAAAACCACUUACAAAAUGGCAAGAGUUUGCAAAACGAAAGGUAGUUAAAAAACAAGUUUUUAAAAAGCUGCAUUUACUUUAGUGAAAGACACAUACUAUUAUAAUAUUGAACAAUAUGAUAUUAUCGAAACCAGGGAAUAAGGAAACAGAAAAGAGGCAGAAAGUUAUGGGAUGAAACAAGUCAAGUAAGUGAUCUGUUAGAAAUUGAAAUACUAUUUAAAUUCUUUAAAGAUGCAGUAAAGUCCGUUCUGCGCAUAUAUUCUGUGCAUCAAAACAUUCCAUCAUUGGGGGAGCAACCUUUGGAAAUUAUGUUGUUAAUAUUUUGCACCUUCUCAACUUUCUUGAAUUGAAUCUCUAGUCUGUAUUCAUUUACAAGCAUAACGGACCAGAAAAGUGUUAAAAAUUCAGUAUAAUAUAUAUCUAAUCAUAUUUUACAACUGUAGCACUGAGUUCAAAAUGUAAACAAAGCGUUUGUUUACAUUACGGACUUUACAUCACCUUUAAGUUGCAUUGUGCCCCAAUGCACUAUUAUCAGAACAGCUCGCCAAAAAUUUUGGGAAAAUAAAUAUUAAUUAGUGCUUGCAGUGACUUUUGGCUUGAUACCCCCCAUUCAAGGAGGUCUAGUGCCAAUCCUGUGUAUUACUGUACUUUGUCUAAAGCCAAUUAGUCUGAUUAACCCACUUAUUAGUCUGAUUAACCCACUUAUUAGUCUGAUUAACCGCCACCCAUUGGGUUAAUCAGACUAAUAAUGUGGUUUAUUUUAUUAUGGUACACUGUCUAACACCAGGCAAUUUUACUUGUCAAGAGGACAGCACUGGAACUCAGUUUGUUCUGUGUUUAUACUGUGUUGCUGCCAACUCACUCUAUUCAUUGCAGACGUGGAAACCAAGGUGGGGAUUCAAACGAGCGAAUGAUAACACGAAUGAGUGGUUGAUUGAAGUUCCAGGCAAUGCAGGUAAGGAUCUCAAGACUCUGUCUGCUGAUGUCUUUGAUUUGCUUGUACAAGCUGCUCAGGAAAAUUGCUGUCAUGAUGUUACGUUCUCUAGAUCCUUAUGAAGACCAGUUUUUAAAACGUGAACAGGAGAAGAAAGAAAGAGUGGCGAAAAAUGACUUUCAAAGAUUAAAAAAUAUUGGUAGAUCUCAAAAAAGUAUGUAGCAUUUUUCAGGUUCUUGAGUUUAAUAAUUUUACGAUAUUUGUUUUAUUUUGCUGACUUAAUCUACAUAUAUUUUACAGAAGGAAGUGAAUUGACCCCCACUCAGAAACCUACUCGAAAUCAGGUAUGUUAACACAUUCAACAAAACUGUUUGAAUUGACUGAUGAUGUUUUUAUUGUAGGUCAAAGCUACAAUUGACUGAUGAUGUUUUUAUUGUAGGUCAAAGCUACAAUUAAUGCUGCCAGAGUAUCAAAUGCCUCCAUGGGAAAAUUUACUCCAAAACUGGUUAGUCUUUUAAAUAUUUUUAAUCUUGUAUUCUCUGUGUGUUUAAUUUGAAAAUCAUGUCAUCACACUGCAAUUGAUUCCUUUUCAUUUAGCAAAAUGAAACUCAACCAAAGAAGUCUGGAAAAAAACGAAAGGUACUGCUGGCGUUUACACAUUGCAGAAGAUGGCAGUCAACUUCCAAAAUGUUGAGACUUACUGUACUGUAUAGAUGCAAGCAAUUUCAACUACAUCUUUCAAUUCUAUUUAUACAAGAGUUCUACAUAUAAUGAAAAUAAGGGA
Molecule: messenger RNA, 3517 nt
Organism: Paramuricea clavata
Lineage: Eukaryota; Metazoa; Cnidaria; Anthozoa; Malacalcyonacea; Plexauridae
Source: the annotation of a GenBank genome assembly